This is a messenger RNA of Pogona vitticeps (central bearded dragon), 2893 nucleotides long. It is a transcript of the gene KAT14, whose product is annotated as lysine acetyltransferase 14. Lineage: Eukaryota; Metazoa; Chordata; Lepidosauria; Squamata; Agamidae. The record is from RefSeq and is a predicted model, not a curated record. Gene Ontology annotation, molecular function: histone acetyltransferase activity.
GCAUGCGCCUCUCACUUCGUCGGUGGGGGCGGGGCUGGAGCGGCUGAGGGCGGCUGGUCUCCGGGUUCAGCCAUGUCGACGGUUUCCAAGGCGGUUUUAGGGCUCUCGGCUGUCGUGACCCUUGGGAUCAUCGUUGGCGUCCACGUCCAGGAGAAAAUUAUCAAACGGAAACUACAUCAAGGGGUAAUCAGAGACCUCGAGAGGCAGAUGCAUAAGGAAAAAACUAAAGAGGAAAACAUUGGCUUUACUCAGCAACCAGAAAUGAAGAAAAGCGAAGCGCUAAUAGUAGAAAUAUCUCAGCAGUGAACAAAAAGAAUUGGCAUCUUCCUUUUCUACUUCAAUAAUUUUAUUGGUUCCAUAAAUAUUGGACAGUCUUUGUACUGAAAGUGCUUUAAAUGUUAGAAGAAAGAGCUUCUUACAUACUCAAAAUAACUCUUAGACAAAAUGGAUAAUAGCAUGUACAUAAGUGAGAUGAUGAGCUGCCGUGAUGAUGACGCUACAAGAACAUCUCCUUCAGAAGGACUGGAGGAAGGGGAAGUAGAAGGGGAGACUCUUCUCAUAGUGGAGUCUGAAGAUCAGGCAUCAGUGGAUUUGAGUCAUGAUCAGAGUGGGGAUUCUGUGAAUAGUGAUGAAGGAGAUGCAUCCUGGACUGAGGAUAUGUCCUAUUUCUGUGAAAGAUGCCAGAAAUGGAUAGCAGCAAGUCAGAUAAAAGAACAGGUCACUCAUCUCAAGGGUGAUAACUUCUUCAGGUUCACUUGCUCUGAUUGCUCAGAAGAUGGGAAAGAACAGUUUGAACGACUAAGGCUAACAUGGCAGCAAGUUGUUAUGCUAGCAAUGUACAAUCUCUCCCUGGAAGGAACUGGCCGCCAAGGUUAUUUCAGGUGGAAAGAAGAUAUUUGUGCUUUCAUUGAAAGACACUGGAAUUUUCUACUGGGAAAUCGGAAGAAGACGUCGACUUGGUGGAGCACUGUUGCUGGUUGCCUUUCUGUGGGGAGCCCUCUAUAUUUUCGUUCAGGGGCCCAGGAAUUUGGAGAACCAGGAUGGUGGAAACUUGUUCACAACAGGCCUCCUACCAUGAAACCUGAAGGAGAGAAGCUUUCUGCAUCUGCCCUGAAAGCGAAAGGUUCAAAACCAUCAUUAGAUCCAAUCAUUACAGUGGAGGGACUUAGAAAGCGAGUGAGCCGGAACCCAGUAGAAUCCGCCAUUGAGCUGAAGGAGAAGAGGUCUCGUACGCAGGAAGCCAAGGACAUCCGGAGAGCUCAGAAGGAGGCAGCUGGCUUCUUGGACAGGAGCACCUCCUCCACACCCGUCAAAUUCAUCAGUCGAAGCCGGCGCCCUGAUAUCGUACUGGAGAAAGGGGAGGUGGUUGACUUUUCAUCGUUGAGCUCAUCUGAUCGAACGCCUUUGACAAGCCCGUCUCCAUCUCCUUCUCCGGAUUUCUCUGCUCCUGGGACACCAGCUUCACAUUCAGCCACACCCAGCCUUCUCUCAGAAGCAGAUCUCAUUCCAGAUAUAAUGCCACCCCAGGCCUUGUUUCAUGAUGAUGAAGAGAUGGAAGGGGAUGGUGUUAUAGACCCAGGAAUGGAGUAUAUUCCGCCACCUAGUGCAUCAGUGGGAAUGCUCAGAAAGAAAGCAAAGAUGCCUGAGCAGAUAAAGCAAGAGUUGGAAAGUGAGGAAGAAAAAGGAGAGAGGAUGGAGCGGGAUUCUGAGAAUAAUGUCCAUAGAACCUGUCAUGACAAGCGGAAGACUCACCCGAACCAUAAGGACCCUAAGGUCAAUGUGCCCAAAUAUGCACCUGUCAGUAUCUAUGAAGAAAAGCUGCUUCUGAAAAACCUGGAGGCCUGUCCGAAUGCCACAGCCAUGACCCCAGAGGCUCGGAGGCUGAGGCGUAAGUUGUUAGUUCGACAGGCGAAGCGAGAGCGAGGUCUGCCCCUCUUUGACUUGGACAAUAUUGUGAAUGCAGCUCUGCUCCUGAUUGAUAGGAUUUAUGGAACCAAGGAUGGAAGUGCCGCUUGUCUCCCAGUAGGCUACACAACAUACAAAACUACUAGCCAGGACUUCCGAAUCUUGGAUCGGUAUCAGACUAAACCAUCUGCUGUGAAGGGAUUUCAGCAAACAGCAACAAAAUUUCUCUACCGACUUGUGGGCUCAGAAGACGCUUUGACUGACCACAGCAUCAUCAGUCCUUACACAUCACGUGUCUUGAAGCCUUAUAUCAGGCGUGAUUAUGAGACCAAGCCUCCCAAACUGCGACUGCUGAGUGAGAUUCGAGCCCAUGUGCACAAGAAUGAUCCUAACUGGAUCGCUGAGCCAGAGGCACCCAUUGAUUAUUGCUAUGUGCGGCCUAAUCACAUCCCCACUAUUAACUCCAUGUGCCAUGAGUUCUUUUGGCCAGGAAUUGACCUUUCGGAAUGCCUACAGUAUCCAGACUUCAGUGUUGUUGUCCUUUAUAAAAAAGUCAUAAUUGCUUUUGGUUUCAUGGUGCCAGAUGUUAAAUACAAUGAAGCAUACAUCUCUUUUCUAUUUGUUCAUCCUGAAUGGAGACGAUCAGGGAUUGCAACUUUCAUGAUUUACCAUCUUAUUCAGACCUGCAUGGGCAAAGAUGCAACCCUUCAUGUCUCUGCAAGUAAUUCGGCAAUGUUGCUGUACCAAAAGUUUGGAUUUAAAACUGAAGAGUACAUCUUAGAUUUCUAUGACAAAUACUACCCCUUGGAUAGUAAGGAGUGCAAGCAUGCAUUCUUUCUCAGAUUGCGGCGAUAAUAUUUAGAUUUUCUUGGCGGAUCACAGAAAACAAGUCACAUGACGAAAAUUCAACUCUCUACUUGCUGUUGUAGAGAGCAGUGGUGCCCUGUUGGCAUAUUGGUAAUAAAUUGGAUAUUUGCUAUUUUUCUGA